Molecule: messenger RNA, 5045 nt
Organism: Cryptotermes secundus
Lineage: Eukaryota; Metazoa; Arthropoda; Insecta; Blattodea; Kalotermitidae
Gene: Mnn1
Product: menin
Exons: 6
Coding region: 18-2105 (695 amino acids)
Biological process (GO): regulation of transcription by RNA polymerase II; negative regulation of cell cycle; negative regulation of cell population proliferation
Cellular component (GO): histone methyltransferase complex; nucleus; chromatin
Molecular function (GO): transcription cis-regulatory region binding; chromatin binding; Y-form DNA binding
Source: RefSeq, a predicted model, not a curated record
UGUAGCUUAGCUGCGACAUGGCGGGGUUUCGAGAAGUUGGUCGGCAACAUUUCCCGCUAGAGAAUAUUCCGUCUAUUGUGAGAUUAUUCAAGCAGCAGUUAGAAAGUUCAUCUGAACCUGACUUGGCUCUGUUAUCCAUCGUUGUUGGAGCAGUUGAGAAUUCGUUGACAUGCAGUAGAACGUUUACUGUGCAGAAGGAAACAGACACGUUGGGUGAACCCAAGCUACCCGCUGUCGAGUAUCAUAUAGCUGAAGCCUUGUAUUCAAAGUUUCAUGCAAUAAUCAAAGGUGCUGUGGACUUAACACAGUACAGCGGUAGCAAGUAUGCUACAAGAGAGCUUGUUAAGAAGGUAUCGGAUGUAGUUUGGAAUUCAUUAACAAGGAGUUACUACAAAGACAGGGCCCAUUUACAAAGUCUCUACAGUUACCUGACAGGAAACAAGUUAGACUGUUUUGGAGUGGCGUUUGCAGUAGUGGCUGGCUGUCAAGUUCUUGGCUAUCAAGAUGUUCACUUGGCAUUGUCUGAAGACCAUGCAUGGGUCGUAUUUGGGGAGGGAGGGUCGCAAACGGCAGAAGUCACAUGGCAUGGAAAAGGGAAUGAAGAUAAACGUGGUCAGCCCGUAGGCCCAGGCAUGAGUUCAAGGUCAUGGUUAUAUGUGAAUGGUUGCCCCGUAAUUUGUACGAGGCCCAUGGAGGUGGCAGCCCUAGUGUCAGCCAUCAAUCCAAGUUUAAGUGCGACGAGUGAUGCAAUGGAAGUUGCACUGCUUCAGCAAGAACUUCUUUGGCUUCUUUAUGAUCUGGGUCAUCUUACACGUUAUCCAAUGGCUAUUGGAAACUUGAGCGACUUGGAAGAAGUGAGUCCUACACCGGGACGUCCUCCAUGUUCCACCUUAUUUCAAGAAGCAGCCAUCUCAGCAAGAACAUAUUAUAAAAAUCAACAUGUGUAUCCUUACACAUACCAAGGUGGUUACUUCUACCGACACAAAAUGUACAAAGAAGCAUUUGGAAGUUGGGCUAAUGCUGCUGAUGUUAUUAGAUUAUAUAACUACUCUCGGGAUGAUGAAGAAAUUUACAAAGAAUUUUUGGAAAUUGCUAAUGAAUUAAUUCCACACAUUAUGAAAGUUGUUAGCUCGGGGCAUAGUGCUCACUCCAUCCUUAAGGAUCCUGAAUGUUUUGCGCAUCUUCUUCGCUUCUAUGAUGGUAUAUGUCAGUGGGAAGAGGGAAGUUCUACACCAGUGCUGCAUAUUGGUUGGGCAAAACCUCUCGUUAACACGAUUUCAAAGUUCGAUGCCGAUGUUCGUGCCCAGGUAGUCAUAGAAUGCCGUGGCAAUGAAUUUAGUGAGAGAUUUGAAGGAGCCAUUGCUGAAUGUGGAACUCAUCAGAAAGAUGACAUAGAGAAGAAGGAGCUACUUCUUAGCCUACUCAAAGAGGAACUCAGUUCUACAGAUGAAGAAGUAUUGUGUAAUAACAAAAACAGCAGGGAUGACGAUGCAGCUGCCGACCCAAAGUACCUGAAUAACAAGUAUCUUAACAACAAUAAUUAUUGCAAAACGAGGGAGGGAGGUGGAAGUGACAGUACACAGGAUAUUAUACGAAGCCUAGAAUCAAGAGUUAUCGGGGAAGAUGCGGGAAAACAGAAGCUACAAGGAGGUGAUGAGGCAUUGGCCCCUCACCCAAGCAUUGCUGCCCUCACAGCUGCGUGUGGUGAGAAGAUACUUAACCCAGAGUAUCUCCUGCAGGGUGGGGGUGAACCCUUCGUAGGGGCAGGCAGCAGCAUUUCAGAAUCUACAGUAACAACAACACUAACGUCGAAUGGAGCACAUGAUCCUGGUCCAUCAAAACAGAAUGCAUCCCUUGGCAGUGGAGACAGUAAGAUUCAAGACCAGCCUGAGCUGAAAUCUCCAGGGAGGCCAAGGCUCACGUUGCGGAGCCAGAAGAUGAAGGGUCUCAAAGAUCUCUUACUGGCAGAAAAAUUGAACACUCAUGCCAUUUCAUUGCAACUCACAGCACAAUCCCAGGUGCAGGUUAGUAAGAAGGGUCGAGGAGGUUUAGAACCUGAUAUAGCAGCUAUGGGGAUAAGAGCAAAAAGGGCACGAAGGGAUUAGAGGAAUUGGGUUUUGAGAUGGUUCAGUUCAUUGUAGCUUAUCAUGCAGUCCCAUCUUAACUAAAAGAGGAAGCAGGAAGGGUUUCUGAUCCAUACUUGUGUGUUUACCAGUGGUGAUUCAUUUGGAUGGCACUACACGCAGUAAUAUUCAUUCUGUGAAGACUGCAAGAAAUUGUUGUCUUCUGGCAUGUAUAGAGUGUUGCAUGUUUAAAUGCUGUCAUAAUCUCUCAACUUGGGAACUGAGUGACACAAGUAUCAAUAUAAUGUGCAAGAAAUGUACAAACUGAGUUAAUUACGAUAUUUUCCAGAGUAUAAGAUGCAUCCAGCUUUAGGGAAAAGACCUGUUGGGAUAAUAAGAUGAACAUCAGUUUUAGGCAGUACUUCCCAGGAAAACAUACCUCCUAUACUUUAGAAUAUUAUGCUGUACAGUUUGUCACAACCGUAACAAUAUAUCACUAGUUGUAAAAGGUCUCGUACUGUGAUUGUACAUUUAAGCUAGUCAGCUUAAGGUUGGUUAGUGAUCAAUUUCAUUACCAGCGAUUGGUCACCCCCAUUUUUCUCCCAGCAAAGUUUAUUAUUAUUAUUAUUAUUAUUUCCAUGUCACUCAGUACCUAAGAUGCUGUCAUGAAUGUCUUGUCUCAUCACUUAACAGUUACUGUAUUAAUUGCACACUAGAUGGACCCCUGUGAACUGUGGGCUUUCUGAUGAUUGCAGUGAGAAGGGACUUCAAGAUAUGCCACAACAGAACCAUAGUACCACCAUGAAAUCCAAAGAGUACUAUAAAACCUUGCCUAAAAUACCAGUACAGUAUAUCGUACUCUUCCUCAGAAAGUCCUAACACUUUAUUUUUAUCAUAGAUACUGUAAAAAGAAAUGUUUUUCUAGUAAGGGAAUGGCGAGAGAGUACAAAUCUGAUUUUUAAAAGAGAACUCAUCAAAAGUAUUUACGUAUCUAUAUUUUAUUAACUUUAUGAUUGUUACGUAAAAGGCUUGACUUCUCUGUAAUAAGAGGUGUACAUGUAAAUUUAACCGGGAUGUGUUGGUGGAUUGUUGGUUUUGAUAUGUUAAUCUUGUGUCAGUUUUUGUAAAGUUUCGGUGUCUUUGUAGUUUUAAGCAUUUUUUUUUUCCUCCUUUGAAGCUUAUUUUAUGAUAUUAGAUUGGGAACAGUGUGCUUAAGUCCUAAAAGGACUUUACUGUUGUUGGUUCCAGUUAAAUUUACAUCUAAUGUACAGUGUCAUCCCAACCAGUAUUAUAUUUUUGGGGAAGAGUUUAUGAAGUGUGUUAGGCCAUGUUUAAAAACAUGUUAAUAACUUCACUUGUUGGGCUUGAUAUUUCAGUCAUUGUGUUGUUGGCUAUUAGGAAGAGAAUUUCCUAAGUCAUACGUAGAGAUGUGGAUUCCUGUAUUCAGAAGACCUAAAACACGUGAUAAAAACUCUAUUCCUAAGAAGGGUAAUACAUACAGCUCGCUCAGAGUUAAAUUACAAUAAUAAUGUUUAGCAUUUAGAGCAGUGUGAAGAAAAGUCUUAACAUAGUUAUAUGUUCUCUUUCAUGGUUAUUAUUAUGUUUGCUGCUGAACACGUCAGAAGAAUUUAGUUCUGCAGGUUCGUAUGUUCUGUAGAAUGCAAGUCUAGCACGUGUAAUUUUUAUGCUUUCAGCACACAGUGGAACACUACUAACUUAUUAACACCUGUAAAUGCUUUACUCUCGAAGAUGAGUAAACUCAGACCAGAUGUUUUAGGAAAAGAAAAUUCUUUUGUUGGUAUUGUUAUAUAAUGUAACUGUAAGAAAUAAGGCAUAAAGUGAUGUACUCCAUAGGCUGUUUCUAUCUUUUCUAACAUUCCAGAUGUGCAGUUUUUAUUAUUUCCUCAUUCCUAUGUAUAUGAAAUAAAUUUUAUCUGUAUUUAAUUUCAGUUUAUUUUGUAACUAAGUGACUGAUAUUUGCCAUUUUUAUUCAGUUUAAAUAGUUUUUACAAUUCAAUUUUGAUUAAAAAUCAUAUAUAAAAAUUAAUUUCGUCAACCUUUAUUAAGAAGUAUGGAGAGGAAAUGUGAUGACAAAUACUCGUAGUGUAUGAGGAAAUUCCAUCUGUGUAUGCCACACUUCCAGUAUUGUUUGUAAACAUAACUUACACAUCAUCACAUUUACCGAGUGUUAAUUUUUAUACCUUAAUUUUAAGGGGGUGGAGAUAAGGGGACUUCUUAUUGAAUGGAGGUCCUUCAGUUUUAUUUCUUGGUAAUUGAUGUUAGAGUUCAGCUUAGUUUCUCGUAAUAUUUUAACAAAGGAUGGUCUCUGUUCACAAAACCAUCACAUAAAUGACUCAAGUCACAUGAGCAUGAUUGAUAAUUGAGAUGAAUAUUUAUAAAUAUAACGAAUACUCCCCUACCAGAAAUAAUAUAUAUGUAGCCUCAGUAGAGCAUGGAAUAGGUUGGAAGGAGUUAAGGAAUUCUAAACCAGAUUUUCCCUGAAAAUGAAUUUCAUGAGUCAUUCUUUAGAAAGGAACUAGGGCAGUUCAUAUUUAAUAAGAAAUCAUUUGCUGGAGUGUAUGAAAGGAAACGAGAAAACAGAUGUUCAUAGAAUUAAACAGUACAAUAAUGUGGAAUAUGUUUAUCUUAAAGAUGUGAUAUCAAGGUGAGUGUUCAAACCUAACAUUGAUUUCAUUGAAUUUCUCUUCACUGAGCACCCAGUAUUUUAAGUAGUGAGUGUGGAAGGAAAGGUCCAUGUUUUCUAGACCUUGGCACUUACAGGGAGUGAUGCCUGUACCAGAAAUUGAACCCUGGUCAUCCAACCUUUAACCCAACAUUUGUUACUGUCUAUGGUAUUAUGGCUCAUGUCUGUUAGGUCACAAUUAAAAAUACGUAUCAUGUGACAUUAUUUUGGGGGCACACAGUAGCGUAGUUGGUUGAGGCACUAUGCUACAAGCCAGGUCAUCACAGGUUCAAGUCCUG